Messenger RNA from Notolabrus celidotus (New Zealand spotty), 1352 nucleotides. RefSeq lists its product as uncharacterized. The coding region runs from base 341 to 1105 and encodes 254 amino acids. The transcript is spliced from 15 exons. The record is from RefSeq and is a predicted model, not a curated record. NCBI's taxonomy places the organism in Eukaryota, Metazoa, Chordata, Actinopteri, Labriformes, Labridae.
UUGGUCAUACUAAGAGGGAAAGUGGUGACAGAGGGUCUCCUCUUGGGGACAGUGUGUUCCCUUCUUUGUUUGAGAGGAGUGUGUGAAAUCUUAAUCCACACAAACUCAUGAUCCAAGUGUAAAAACAUGAUGUAACAUAAACUUAAUCUGUCUUCCGCUUGCUUCUUGAAAAGGUGCAAAUCUCUGCAGUCUGCUUGUUUGCCGUCUUAUUACAGGUGAUGCUUGUUAAUCCAGUUAGCCUCAGGCUGCCGUUGUGGCAAACCAAGCAGACUUGUGUUGGCUUCGCCGCACUCUGGAUCUCUACGCUAACGGCAUGCAGGAUCUCCUAUAGGAACAAAGGAUGUUUAACUGGGUGGUAAAAGUGGUCCCUCAGCCCCCUGAAGUUCCUGGGACAGAAGAAGUUGCUAAAGCCUCAGCUGCUAACAAUAACAAAACUAAAGAGGGAGAUUCUGCAUCAGUGGACAGUCAGACCCAGGCCGGAGUUUUAGGCUGGCUGUCCAAUGGGUUUGUCAGCGCCCUGCCUCAACCAGCCGGCUCACCUCUAAUUGACAGGGCAAACUCUGAGACCAGGGUGGAGAAUGGAGAAAGGGCUGGAGUGAUCGGCUGGGUCUCUCAGGGUCUGACCCGGGUGUUGCCUCAGCCUGAUGAUAAAUACAAAGAGACUCGUGAUCCGAAUGAGGAGCACACCGAGGUGUAUGAAGUUGAAAAAUUGCCAGAUUUUGAUCCCCUCCCACACAUCCCUGUGGUGGAGAUGCACUCAGAGGAUGAAGGGGAUGUAGACGAUAUGAACCCUAAAUUCCCUCCCAACAUGGUGAACUGGAUAAAGCAGAUGGUCCCUCAGCCCGUUAUGCUGCCCCCUGGUGCUGUAGCAGUAGAACCAACAAACAAGUCUACCCGGUCCUCCCUGGACAAAAUUUUGUCUCCACCACCUGAAUCUCUCAGUGGGAUCUCACUGGACACUGACAGCAAAGCCUCAGGUGUGAUUGGCUGGUUUGUGUCCGGACUGGGCCUGAAGCUGCCUCAGCCUGCACUUCCAACUAAAGAUGAGCCUCAGACUCCAGAGGAAAUCCUACAGAAAGGGGGGAAGGCGCUGCGAGCCCCUUGAACAGCAGGAGGAGACGACUGGGGGACGCUCUGAUUUCCACUAACACACAGGCAGAUACCGAUAGACAUAUUGAACUGUUGGAUUGGCAACAGGUGCUAUACAGCUCUGCACAGAAAACAGGCAGCUGUUAAAGAUGACAGGAAUUAAGAGACAUAUUCAACUCACCUUGCUGUACUCGAUGCAGUUUCAUAUGAAUGUAUUACAACUCAAAAAGCACUGAUAUGAUUAAAACCUGUACUGUAUACUA